GCAUAUGAGAAACGUUUUCCUACAUGUCCAGAGAUCCCAGUGUUCCUGGGGAGUGAAAUCCUGCAUGAAUCCAGGAGUGACGAUGGAGCUAUACAUAUCAUCGAACGGAGCUGCAAACUGAACGUAGAUGCUCCCAGGCUGCUAAAGAAGAUUGCAGGGGUAGAAUAUGUUUUCUUCAUCCAGAAAAACACAGUGAACUGGAAAGAGCGAACUCUCCGCAUCGAAGCGCACAAUGAGACUUUUGCCAACCGCGUUGUCGUCCUCGAGACGUGUAGCUACUCAGUUCACCCUGAGAACGAAGAGUGGACUUGCUUUGAACAGUCUGCAUCUCUUGACAUCAAGUCAUUUUUUGGCUUUGAAAGCACAGUAGAAAAAAUUGCCAUGAAGCAGUACACUUCAAACAUCAAGCGGGGCAAAGAAGUGAUUGAACACUAUCUGAAGGAGCUCAUCUCCCAAGGGAUCACCUUCAUCCCUCGCUGGACGCCUCCCCCAGCAUCUGGGCAGAAGGAUGAGCGAGUCCAGGCUGUUGGAUGUGAUGCUGAUGAUAGACCACUUGAGUCUGGGGCUCGUGGAACUACCAAAGAGCAAACUGGCAGCUCCUGCCCUCCAGCAGAAGCUGUCAGCCCUGAUGCUGACAAAUUGGAUGCUGAUUACAUCGAGCGAUAUCUGGGCCAGCUGACUCCCAUGCAAGAGAGUUGCUUGAUCCGCCUUCGCCAGUGGCUUCAAGAAACGCACAAAGGCAAGUCAGAGGCUGGGGAGUGGAAGCUGGAGAAGAUCCCCAAGGAUGAACAUAUCCUUAGAUUUCUGCGGGCUCGUGACUUCAACAUUGAAAAAGCUCGAGAAAUGCUCUGCCAAUCACUGUCUUGGCGAAAGCAGUACCAGGUGGAUUAUAUCCUGCAGUCAUGGAGGCCCCCAGCCCUCCUGGAUGAAUACUACACUGGAGGAUGGCAUUACCAAGACAAAGAUGGACGACCACUCUACAUCCUUCGUCUUGGCCAGAUGGACACAAAAGGUUUGGUGAAAGCCCUGGGAGAGGAAUCACUGCUGCGACAUGUUCUGUCAAUUAACGAGGAAGGACAAAAGAGAUGUGAGGAAAAUACCAACAUCUUUGGCCGCCCCAUCACAUCCUGGACAUGUCUGGUGGACUUGGAAGGGCUAAAUAUGCGGCAUCUCUGGCGGCCUGGAGUUAAGGCCCUGCUUCGGAUAAUUGAGGUUGUAGAGGACAACUACCCUGAAACUCUGGGGAGGCUAUUGAUAGUGCGAGCACCCAGGGUUUUUCCUGUGCUCUGGACUCUGGUCAGUCCCUUUAUCAAUGAGAACACGAGGCAGAAGUUCCUCAUUUACAGUGGGAAUAACUACCAGGGUCCAGGAGGGCUGGUGGACUAUGUGGACAAAGAUGUGAUCCCAGACUUCCUGGGAGGAGACUGCAUGUGUACUGUCCCAGAAGGUGGACUUGUUCCCAAGUCACUAUAUCAAACAGAAGAAGAGACGGAGAACUCGGAUCACAUCCGGUUAUGGACAGAAACUAUCUAUCAUUCUGCAAGUGUCCUCAAAGGAGCUCCACACGAGAUAGUUGUGGAGAUUCUGGAAGGAGAAUCUGUCAUCACCUGGGACUUUGACAUCCUGAAGGGAGAUGUGGUGUUCAGCCUUUUUCACUCCAAACGAGCUCCUGAAACAAGUCAUAAAGAAGCUGCCUUACCAAGUACCUCUGCUGCUGGGGACAAUGUGCAGCUAAUUGAUAAGAUGUGGGUCCUUGGGGUGGAUUACAGCCGUGUGGAAUCUCCACUGGUUUGCCGGGAGGGAGAGAGCAUCCAGGGAUCUCACGUGACUCGCUGGCCUGGCUUUUACAUUCUCCAGUGGAAAAUGCAUGGCCCUCUGCCCUGCUCUAGCACUAGCCUCCCUCGAGUGGACGAUGUUCUUGCCUCUCUGCAAGUUUCCAGUCACAAGUGCAAGCUUAUAUACUACUACGAGGUGCUUGCAUCCAAGGACUUCAGGGGAUCCAUGUCAAGCCUGGAAUCUUGCAACAGCGGUUUUUCUCAGCUGAGUGGAGCCACUACAUCUUCCAGCCAGUCCCAGAGCAGCUCACACCUUUCUAGAUAGCAGGGCUGAGGCUACACUGGCAAGGAAAAAAAAAUCACCUGGAGCUUCCUGGCCCCCCCCAGAGCUGCUCUGUGCACCAAACCAAAGAGCCAACGGGG
Antrostomus carolinensis (chuck-will's-widow) is the source of this 2198-nucleotide messenger RNA. Its product is annotated as SEC14-like protein 5. The record is from RefSeq and is a predicted model, not a curated record. NCBI's taxonomy places the organism in Eukaryota, Metazoa, Chordata, Aves, Caprimulgiformes, Caprimulgidae. The transcript has 15 exons. The annotation marks the transcript as partial. Gene Ontology annotation, cellular component: cytoplasm.